Neofelis nebulosa (Clouded leopard) is the source of this 1403-nucleotide messenger RNA. Its product is annotated as procathepsin L-like. Gene Ontology annotation, molecular function: cysteine-type endopeptidase activity. NCBI's taxonomy places the organism in Eukaryota, Metazoa, Chordata, Mammalia, Carnivora, Felidae. The coding region runs from base 106 to 1092 and encodes 328 amino acids. Gene Ontology annotation, cellular component: lysosome. The record is from RefSeq and is a predicted model, not a curated record. The transcript is spliced from 8 exons. Gene Ontology annotation, biological process: immune response.
CAGGGAUUUAAGUGGGUGGCCUCAGAGUCACUGCCCAGCACCAGAAAGCCCUGGGGCUACACCUGCUGAGAGCAUCUGCACAGCUGCAUGAUCAGGUUUUGAAACAUGCAUCCUUUUGACUUCCUAACUGCACUUUGCUUGGGAAUAGUCUCAGCUACUAUAGAGCUUGAUCAAAGUUUAGAUGCACAAUGGAUCCAGUGGAAGGAGACACAUGGAAAACAAUAUGGUGUGGUUGAAGAAUGCAGAAGAGCCGUGUGGGAGAAGAAUAUGAAAAUGAUUAUGCAGCACAAUAGGGAAUACCUUCAAGGGAAACAUAGCUUCUUGAUGGCAAUGAAUGGCUUUGGUGACAUGACCAAUGAAGAAUUCAGGCACAUGAUGAUUGGCCUUAAAAUCCAGAAGAAUGAGAAUGGGACAGUGUUUAAAGUCCCUUUCCCUGCUGGUAUCUCCUUACCUAUGAAUAGGAGACAGACACCUGAUAUUAGUCUUGGUCGGUGUGCUUCUGGCUGGGCUUUUAGUGCAACUGGUGCCAUCGAAGGACAGAUAUUCCGGAAAUACGGCAAACGUGUUUCCUUGAGUGCGCAGAACCUCCUGGACUGCUCUCAGGCUGAAGGCAAUGAGGGCUGCAAUGGUGGUCUAAUGAGUAAUGCCUUCCAGUAUGUUAGGAACAACAGAGGUCUGGACACAGAAGAAUCCUAUCCAUAUGUUGCAAGAGAUGGACCCUGCAAAUACAGGCCUGAGUAUUCUGCUGCCAAUGUCACUGCCUUUCAGACAAUUCCUCGGCGGGAGGAGGCGCUCUUGGUGGCGAUGAAAAACAUGGGAUCCAUCUCUGCUGCUAUAGAUGCAAGCCUGGAUACCUUCCGCUUCUAUAAAGGAGGCAUUUAUUAUGAUCCAAAGUGCAGCAGUGAAGACCUGAAUCACGGGGUUCUGGUGGUUGGCUUUGGCUUUCAAGGAAAAGAAUCCGAUAACCAAAAAUAUUGGUUUGUCAAGAACAGCUGGGGCACUGACUGGGGCAUGGGUGGCUACAUAAAAAUGGCCAGAGACCGGAAUAACAACUGUGGAAUCGCAACCAGGGCCAGCUUUCCUAUCGUGUGAGAUGAUGGUGAUGAAGAAGGCCUUGACUGAUAACAGAAUAUCCAGGAAAUGUAUUUUAUUCUAAAGUUGAUCACAUCUUAUUUUGUGGGGUAAAACACUUGAAUCACUGGAGAUCCAAGUUGUGACAAAUUCUGUUAGUGUUUACGCUGGUGACGAAACUACUUCUUUAAUCCCUGCUCUAAUCAACAGUGUGUGAUUAAGUUGCUUAAUAACUUUUGAAUGUUCAUGUUUUAAUUUUUUAAAAUUUAUUUUUGAAAGAGAGACAGGCAUACAGGGUGUGAGUGGGGGAGACCAGAGAGGGAGACACAGAA